AUGCUACCUUCUCUUAGAGUGGUUCUUUUAGGUCACGGUUACAGAACGAAGCUUUGCGAUAUAAAUGCAAGCGAUCUGCCCUGUGAAAGACGUUUGCUAAUCAAUAGGACGAACAAUCCAUGUCUCGGUUACCGAUGGAAAUCUCUAUGUGAGGUGGAGGGCACAGUGAAAUGCGCCACGACGCCAAAUUGCAUACUUCCACAUUGGAUUUUGGAUGGGAAGGAUGACUGUGAAGACGGCAGUGAUGAAGGUGUGGAUCAUGAGAUAGUGGAUCAUGAGACAACGACCGUAGCGAAGCCGCCCGAGAUUCCAACGAUCUGUGACUUUUAUGAGUUCCGCUGUCUGAGUGGGGAAUGCGUUGAAGGACGGUUGGUGCUUGAUGGGCAACCGCACUGCUUUGACAAAAGCGACGAAGAAUACUGCCAGCUCUACGGCAACUACUGUACAGCAGCAUCACCAUGCAGCUUCCACAUUGAUAUUAUGGCAUUCGGUUGUGGAUGCCCAAAGCCACUCAUCCGAGACGAACGGGGAAUCUGCAAAAUUUCUUGA
Messenger RNA from Angiostrongylus costaricensis, 549 nucleotides. The record is from the annotation of a GenBank genome assembly. NCBI's taxonomy places the organism in Eukaryota, Metazoa, Nematoda, Chromadorea, Rhabditida, Metastrongylidae.